Molecule: messenger RNA, 6508 nt
Organism: Schistosoma rodhaini
Lineage: Eukaryota; Metazoa; Platyhelminthes; Trematoda; Strigeidida; Schistosomatidae
Source: the annotation of a GenBank genome assembly
AAUGCUUGUUUUACGCGGGUGAAUUAAAUUUCUGUGUUAUGAUGACAGUGUGUAUAUAUUUUAGUAGUGAUGUGGUCCACAUUCUUUAUGUUUACUAUGUUCGUAUAUCUCCGUUCGUUUUCAUGUGCUGAAACACCAAAACCAAAACACAAAUUGAUAUCGGCACCUAUAGGUGACCGUGUUGUUUUGUCAUGUGGAAUCGGGGACAGUAAAUACCGUGUUUAUGAGUGGCUCGACAAUGAAAAACCUAUGGAAUUCGCUACACAUAAUGUUACUAUGCACUCUAACGGAAGUAUAGACUUUCGAAUUCGAAUGGAAAAUGCAGAUAGAAUAUUUAGCUGUCUUUCGUACAAUUCCUAUCCGAACGGCACUCAAGACUCAUUACUUAUUUUUGUGUACAAUUUCGUACCAAUAGUUAAAGCAUUUCUUGCGGAGACAGUACAUAAUACUACUGUAGACUGGGGGUCUAUCUACAGAUUCCCAUGCAUUUUUGGAGGGACUGAUCCGAGAGAUGAUACAAUGAUACUCAACAAUCAGAUUGUUGUUGAAAUGGAGCAUAACAUUACUGAAGAUUCAAUUGUGGAGUGUAAAGUUCAGAAUUCCUUGGGUAUGGUGCAUGAUUUGGCCUACAUUACAGUUCGUCCUGAUUCUAAAGCUUGGAGACUUAAAUAUGGAAUUUCAGAUCGAAAUUCUUAUUGUCAGUUAUAUUCUACAAUUCUACCGAAAUCUUCCGCAUGUUAUCCAUUUAUAGAAAAUAUUGCUCAUGAAUAUAAAGAACCUUAUUUAAUUUCUCAAUCUCGUUUAUAUUCUAAUGAAAUCAGUAACCAAGCUGUUAAAAAUCUGUUUACCAGCUGGGAUGAUUUACUAUCGUCUUCAAUGUAUUUAUCUCAAUCUAAUAAUUAUCUCAGUGAUUCUUUUAAAAGUUCAAAUACAUCUUUUAUAAAAUCAAAUCAUGUAGUAGAUACCAUAAGUUUAUCUAAUAGUAGUACCGCUGCAUGGAGAUGUAUUAAUUUGGCUAAGCAUUUAACUUGUGCUACAUCUUAUCCUCGAUGUGAAAUUACUAACGCUGAUAGAAAAUCAACAUCUUUAUUUACCAAUUCAUAUAUUGAAUAUCCUGUUUGUUUGAAACAUUGUCUCGCUGUUACAGGCCUAUUUUGCUUUUCCUCGUUAAAAAUCUUGAAUAAUUCAGCUUUGGAUAGUCUUCUUGACAUUCCUCAGAAUGAAUCCUUGAUGAAUUCUGAUUUUGUAAAAACGGGUUGGUCAGAACUGAUCAACGUACCAGAAGCCAAAAGUCAAAGUCUUCCACUGAGUUUCUCCGAUCCACUAGGCAAUGGAAAAUCAAAUCCCUUUCACAUUUGUUCAUCUAUUAAAAGUGAUAUUAGAUAUUCUGAACAGUCUAAAAAGUCUGUUUGCACUCGUUUACCUAUUGAUAACGAAAAUCCAACAAAUUUCAUUGAAGAAAGCAAGAAAACUCCUGAUGAAAAAAAUGUUGAUUGCAUCAACGGCAAAGGGGAAAAUUACAGAGGUUUAGCUACUAUGCCAGAAUGUAAACCAUGGACUAAUGUGUUGGUUCUCGAUGAUAAUAUUCAGAAUCUACAACCUGGUAUUUGGCCUGGCUUUUACAGUUUAAACAGUUUCACUUUUCCUAGAAGUUUAGGUCUUGAAGCCAGUUCGUCGGCCGUGUGUCGCAAUCCGUCUGGUUUGGCAUCAAGACCAUUCUGUUUAAGUCGAAAAGAAAAUAGAGAAACUUUUCCAGAUAUAUCUAUUAAGUCAAAGCCUAAUCAUUUGGAAAAAUGGUAUUUAACUUCUUGUUAUCAAAUUCCUCAGUGUUCAGAGACGAGCAACAACAGUGAUUAUCAUCACAAUUGGACUCUUGGUGGUGAAUCGGUUAGAGGUCUAGAAAUAACAGAGGCUCAGCUACAGACAAUUAUCGCUUGUUCAGUUGUUGGACUGAUUCUUUGUUUAUUAAUUAUCGGUUGCAUAAUUUGGCUCAUAAAUCGUUGUUCAAGAAAAAAUAUUGAAAAUUCGGAUAUACACUUUUCUCAAUUAGAUUUUAACAAGCCUCAAAUUACAGGAGAUGUAAAUAGUGUUAACGAAGAAAUUGAUGAUAGUAGACAAUUUUCUGAGCAUCUUUAUGAUUCUACAGAAAUCAACAAAGAAAAAUAUUUGGAGCGACGUAGAAAAUUAUUAACUCGUCGACGUAGACUUAGACAACUUAAUCCAUGUUUGCAAUGUAUUUUUGGAACAUAUUAUCAUAUUGUUGACUUCACACAUUCAUCUCAUACAACUAAUCAAUCUCAUUCAGUUUUUGCUGUUACACAAUAUACUGAUGAUAAAAGCAUGUCCUCAAUACCUAAUCAAAAUGUUGUGACUGAUGUAUGGCGUAGUCGUUAUUUAUCAUCCUUAUGCCCAUGUUUCUAUUUAUCUAAUUUUCGCAAGAAAUCCAAACAUGAUUCUCUCAAAAUGAUCAAAUCUGUAUAUAGUUGUUCUGUAGCUAAAAAUGAAUUGAUUGAUGAGGAAUUUGAGGCUAAUACAUUGGGAAUGCGAAUGAAUAAGUCAAUAGUUUAUGUAACCAAUGUGCCUACAAUUAUCUCGCCUCCUAAAACAAUCGACUCUUUACCAAAUAUCUGUGUGAGCUGUGGAGUUGCUAGCAAUCUUUUAUCCGAUACAUGUUCAUCUUGUCGUUAUACUCAAAAUAAACAAACUGGUAUUUCAUCUGCAGUAACUACAAAUCAUCCUGUCAGUGGUGACUCUUGCUCAAAUAAUCACGUGUUGAUUGAUGAUCAUGAGAUUGAUUCAGAGUUUUCUCCAACUACUCUUGGCUUGAUUGAGUCAUCCUAUUAUUCACUCUCAUCUGGGUCUGCUGAAUUAGGUUCUGCUAUAUUACCGGAAAAGUUAUUUAAUGUGGCCUCGAUGAAUCACUUGCUACAUCCAAAAUUUAAAUCACUGUGCUAUCCUCGCAAUCGUCUGGUUGAAAUAUGUUGUUUAGCUAAACGUGCAUUUGGUUGGAUCAUCUUAGUACAUGCUCCAAAUUUGAAUAAACUAGUCCAUAGAAGACGUUUGUUAAGUUUAACAACUUCAGAAAGACUGGGUCUUGUCUCUUCUAGUUCACAAGAAAAAGAAAAUAUUAUUGACGUCCAAUCAUCUUCCGACGAGUCAAGUGAUUGUAUUGCUGUACUGAAAAUGAUUCAAGGAGGUGCUAAUCUGAAAGCUGAAGCCAACUUCCUUCGUGAAGCUGAAAUAUUGGUUGAAUUACAGCAUAGAAAUAUUAUUCAAUUGUUAGGCGUUUGUAUUCCACUGGAACCACUUUCACUCCUUAUUGAAUACAUGCCUUUUGGUGAUUUCUAUUCAUUUUUACGCCGCUACGACAGUGAAUCACCAGGAUACAGCACAGCCAACGGGGAAAUAGUAAACGCAUAUAGUCAAACCUUGUCACAGACUACGGCAGUUUCUAAAAAGGAUUUCACUGAUCAAUGUCCUACCAAAUUGAAUGUAAAAAUGCUUACUGAAAUGGUCAUUGAUGCUUGUGAAGCUAUGGUUUAUUUAAGUGAAAUGCAUUAUGUACAUAGGUGAGUCUGUUCUCAUGUUAUGAUAAUUAGAAUUCAGUUAAGCAUUAAAUUUCUUGUUAAGAGUUUAUCGAUUAUAAUUUGAAAGUUUCGGUAAUUAGACUACGAAACUAUUAUCAAAUUAGAUCUGAGGGAGUAAUUAAUCUGCCAUUCUUUUAUUGUUUUCUAUGUAAUAGUGGCAGUAAAACACAAGGAUAGUUUCUUUUCUAUGUGUAAUUAAAAAAAUUGAUAUGAAAAGCAGAAAAGUUGACAAACGAUAAGUUUGUCUGAAGCAAAUUUUUUAAAGAUUAAGAAAUUAUCCAGUGUUUUUAUUAUUAUAAACUUAUUGUAUGGCCCGUCUAAAUAAUUUCUCCUUUGAAAUGAAAAAGAAAUUAGACGCCUAUGUAAAGCGUAUCGGAAUGGUACUUUAAGUUACAUGCAGGAUAUAUUUUACAUGUGAUGAAGCAAUAGCAUGUAUGAUAUUUUCUUUCAUUGUUGACUCAGGAUAGCUAAAACUCUCAAUGUAGUAAAAUAACUUUUGUUGCUAUGUGAUGAAACUUAUCUUUUAUUAAAAAAGUGGUGACAUCUUCAUUCACCCAAGCCAUCGUUAAUAAACAAACAUUCCACUCUGUUGUUUUACUAAUCAAUUAUGGUACAUGUUAUAUCGCGUUGUUAAUGUGAUGACUACUUUAAAAAAAUAAACAGAAAGUUUUACAUAAGAUUAAUCAUGAUUCUCAUAGAUUUCAUUAAAGAAAUAUUAUGCAAGGUUUGUUUUUUCUUUUAACUACCGUGUGUUCCUUUCAGUUUUUUAGUUUGAAUAUACAAAUCUUGUCAAAUCAGAUAAUAAUUAGGUUCUGUAAAACAAGUUUUGUAGAGUGAAUUUUAUCUUAGAACAGAGAUAAAAAGGUAUUUAUUACUUCUCAAAUUCCUCUGGGGUUAUUAUCAUGUAAAUGCAUAUUUUAUUUUAUAAUUUAAGAUCUUGACGAUGAAUACUGGAAGAAACAAUGUUAACAAAUACUUGUUAGUCUAUGAAAACUUUGGAGACAGUUAACUUUAUAACUUUUGAAAAGAUUGUAAUGUUAACUAUCCGGUGAUAGAGUGUCUUUUCUAAAUCUUCAUUCAUAUUGCAUUCCCAUUGAAUUCUAGUCUGUUUUGCUACCUAUCACAUGUGUGCAAUGUGAAUGAUUUUAUUAUGAGGGAUAAUAGUAGUAAACAACUGUUUUACUUCUGAUAUAUCUAUACUCUAUCAUUCACGAAUUCGCCAGAAUUGUUCUGAUGGUUUGAUAAUCUCAACGAGACCUUUAAUUCUCAGACGUAACCUUUGGUGGGAUCGUGGAUUCAUACUCCUGAAGAACCCCAUACUAUGAUGAAACAGCUUUCCAGAACGUCGUGGUUUGUAGUAAUUAUACAAAUGAGACCUGUGUGUAACGAAUACAAUCUAUAGACUACAAGUAAUUAAGUAAUGAUAUAUGAAAAAUGACCAAUUUCACAAAAAGAAAUUUGAGUUGUAAUCAGUGGAAAUAAUGUGAACUUUUGUGGAUAAUGAACUGGUCACAUUUUUUGUCGAGGUCAUUAAGAUGAUAGCUUCACUGGAAUAAAACAAUUAGUUCGUAAAAUGUUAACAAAAAAAGUGAGAAAAACAAAAUAAUAAAAUGAAUUGUUACGUAAAUAUAGCUAAAGGAAUUUGUGUAUGAUAAAGGUUAAAACCUAGACGGAUAUUUUGAAUGAAUAAAAUUACUGAUUUGUCUAGUCUAUACUUUUAAAUAAAAAGAUUCAUUUAGAUAAUUUGUAGACAACUGAUUAAAGGUAAAUGCCAUUAUAAUCGAAUAUAACUAGUUACAUAUUAAUUACAGCUUUGGUAAAGUAGUAGCAUACGACAAUAAAUAAGGGAAUAAUGACAGGUAUAAAACAGUAUGAUAUGCAAGAUUUAGGAAUGCUCCUAAAUGACUUCAUUUAUUCUGUUGAUCAUAAGCAAUGUAGAACCUGUAAAGUAUACAUGCAUUGGUUCAAGUAGCCAUUAAAAAGCAACUUAGCAGGAUAAAAUUAUCAAUAGUAAGGCUAGUAAUGGUACCAAUGGUAAUAAAAAAACAUUGGGCAUUGACAAUAUGAUUGGAAAAGGAAGAGUUCGCGGAAAUAAAGUGUAAAAAUGAUUUUUCUUAAAGUUUAAAAUCUAGAGAGAAACAAAGAGUGGAUGUAUCUACGCCAUUAAGAAAGGUUCUCAGACAUAACAUUCAGCAUUUCCAACUGCUGCUCUCGAGAACCUCAACCAGUUACACAGCACCUAAUUGUACUGCUUAGUCCAACAACCAGUAACUUCGUGAACUAGUACCACUGGUCGGCUUAUGUAUAUAUAUAUAUAUAUUAGUGCAGAGCCAUUAUGAAAAACUAGUUGAAAAGAAAUUUCUUCGCUCCAUUUGUUCCCUUUUAUUCAAAUAUGUGUUUUUAGGCAGAAUUAAAUCAUGUUUUUCUUUAAACGACCGACCAACUGGUUGUCUAAAAAACAAAUAGUUAAAGUUAUUAACAAAGAUUUUUGUUUAAUUGGAAGUAAGUAACCGUGCGAAAUUGUGGAUCCUGCCGUGUAUUUGUACAAUGUGUCUCUCUCUUGAAAGGUACUGGUGUUUCCUUCUUUUUCUACCCUAUCUCCUGGUAUUAUUUACGUUGUUUACCUGUAAGCUUAUGCUAAUUCUUUUUAUUUAUUCAUUUAUUUAUUAUUCACCUUUCCUUCUUGCACUAUUUGAAACUGUAAUGAAGUUGUAAGCGUUUCAUUAAACGGGUUUAAUAUAUCUUCUCUAAUGUCAUAAAUCUACAUAGGAAGAAAAUUAGUAGAAAAUUAAAUUUCGUUUAUCCCUAACCUCUAGAAAACAAAAAGAUACGAGUCUAUUUCUAUCAUUUGUUUUGUAUUUUUAUCAGCACUAUAAUUCAUGUUUUUAUGUUAAUUGAAUAUUUGUUAUUGUUUUCUAUCU